Molecule: messenger RNA, 4264 nt
Organism: Ailuropoda melanoleuca (giant panda)
Lineage: Eukaryota; Metazoa; Chordata; Mammalia; Carnivora; Ursidae
Gene: ORC2
Product: origin recognition complex subunit 2
Exons: 18
Coding region: 331-2067 (578 amino acids)
Biological process (GO): DNA replication
Cellular component (GO): nuclear origin of replication recognition complex; nucleus
Molecular function (GO): DNA replication origin binding
Source: RefSeq, a predicted model, not a curated record
CCCCUAGCAGGGCGGGAGAUUCGGUGUGCAGCAGGCAGGCUUCCCAUCCCCCAGCCGGUCUCCGGGCUCCUCUACUGCUUUGCGACCCUCUCAGCCUGUGCUUAACCGGAAUUUGGCCUUUCCUGCUGGGGCCCAAGCCGCCUUCCCUGCGGCGCCCAGUCAGCGGAGUACGGUCCGGCGGGCGCGGGGAGGCCGGAGCGGCGCCUGGCGGAGACCUAGAGGUGGGACAACGAGGCAGCCCGCUUCCCUCUGCCGCUUAGCUCGGGGUUGUGAGGUGACUCUACCUGAACUUUCCAGCUGCAGAAUGUGUAGUACUUUUAAAGGUUGGCAAUGAUGAGUAAACUGGAAUUAAAGGAAGACAAGAUGCUGGAAGUUCAGUUUGUGGGAGAUGAUGAUGUUCUUAAUCACAUUCUGGAUAGAGAAGGAGGAGCUAAAUUAAAAAAGGAGAGAGCUCAGCUUUUGGUCAACACAAAAAAAAUAAUAAAAAAGCCAGAAUAUGAUUUGGAAGAAGAUGGCCAGGAAGUCUUAAAAGAUCAGAACUAUGUGGAAGUUUUAGGACGAGAUAUUCAAGAAUCCUUGAAAAAUGGCUCUGCUGCAGAUGGUGGGAAUAAAGUUUAUUCUUUUCAGAGUAGAAAACACUCAGAAAAGAUGGCUAAAUUAGCUUCAGAACUAGCAAAAACACCAAGAAAAAAUGUUUCGUUAAGUUUGAAGAAUGAUCCUGAAAUUAUGAUAAACAUUCCUCAAUGUAGUAAGGGGCAUUCUGCUUCAGACAAAGUUCAAUUGAAGAACAGCGAUAAAAGUGAAUUUCUGUCUACAGCACCUAGUGGUCUAAGGAAAAGAUUAAUAGUUCCAAGGUCUCAUUCUGACAGUGAAAGUGAAUAUUCUGCUUCCAACUCAGAAGAUGAUGACGGGGUUGCACAAGAAUAUGAAGAGGACACUGAUGAAGUCAUAUUGAACCAAAAGAUUCCAUCUCAGAAUAGAGCCAUUUCAGCUCCUGUUUGCAAAGAAACACCUUCUAAGAAAAUGAAGAGAGAUAAAACAAGUGAUUUGGUAGAAGAAUAUUUUGAAGCUCAUAGCAGUUCAAAAGUUUUAACCUCUGACAGAACACUGCAGAAAAUAAAGCGAGCUAAACUGGAUCAGCAAACUUUGCGUAAUUUAUUGAGCAAAGUUUCUCCUUCCUUUUCUGCUGAACUUAAACAACUAAAUCAACAAUAUGAACAGUUAUUUCACAAAUGGAUGUUGCAGUUACGCCUGGGGUUCAACAUUGUGCUUUAUGGUCUGGGUUCUAAGAGAGAUUUACUAGAAAGGUUUCGAACCACUGUGCUGCAAGAUUCCAUUCAUGUUGUCAUCAAUGGCUUCUUUCCUGGAAUAAGUGUGAAAUCAAUCCUGAAUUCUAUAACAGAAGAAGUCCUCGAUCAUAUGGGUACUUUCCGCAGUGUAUUGGAUCAGCUAGACUGGAUAGUAAACAAAUUUAAAGAAGAUUCUUCCUUAGAACUCUUCCUUCUCAUCCACAAUUUGGAUAGCCAAAUGUUGAGAGGAGACAAAAGCCAGCAAAUUAUUGGACAGUUGUCAUCUUUACGUAACAUAUACCUUAUGGCAUCUAUUGAUCACCUCAAUGCUCCUCUCAUGUGGGAUCAUGCAAAGCAGAGUCUUUAUAACUGGCUCUGGUAUGAAACUACUACGUAUAGUCCUUAUACUGAAGAAACCUCCUAUGAGAAUUCUCUUCUGGUUAAACAAUCUGGAUCAUUACCACUUAGUUCCCUAACUCAUGUCUUACGAAGCCUUACCCCUAAUGCAAGGGGGAUUUUCAGGCUACUAAUAAAGUAUCAGCUGGAUAACCAGGAUAACCCUUCUUACAUUGGAUUUUCUUUUCAAGAUUUUUACCAACAGUGUCGAGAGGCAUUCCUGGUCAAUAGUGAUCUGACACUUCGGGCCCAGUUAACUGAAUUUAGGGACCAUAAGCUUAUAAGGACAAAGAAGGGAACUGAUGGAGUGGAAUAUCUGUUAAUUCCUGUGGACAGUGGAACACUGCAUGAUUUCCUGGAAAAGGAAGAAGAGGAGUCUUGAAGUUGUCCUUUACUCUUGAAAUCUUCUGUGGAAGGAAGGGUUGUUGUACCAGCUGCCACUCCUCUAGUCUAUAAAGUGUUGUGUUUACAUCUAACAUUAGACUCUUCCAGUGUACAAGACUUAAAGUUGGGAGGGGAGGAAUGUCAUCGAUUAGAACCUUCAUUAGCCUGGCUGGUGUACCAUCUCUAGUACUAUGCAGCGGUCCUCAAGUUGGAGAAAACGUGCCUUUCAUUCAUUACCUCUCUGGAGACUUCGUGCUGGAAUGAACAGUAUGCUCAGGGACUAUUUGGAGCUGGAUGUUUUUGAAUUCUUUUAUACUAGAGAUGAUAUUAUUCCUAAUUUUUUGAGGGCCUUUUAAACACUCCCAGAGCUGAUUGUUUGCAAAUGUGUUUGUUCCAGAGUAUGGAAGUACAAAAUCUAUUUGCUGUUCUGUCAGAGCUGACGAGUAUAAUGAAGGCAGAUCAUCCUACUGUUCUUGAAAGGCUUAACAAAAGGUGUGUAAGACUGAGGAAGAGGGCAUGACCCUCUUAAGUUGGGAUAGUGGGGAAAGCACAUGAACAAUAAUCAUGAUACUUGGAACAGCUAACAUCUCUGCCAUCACCUUCAUGACACAAGAAAGAAGCCAGGCUACUGAAACACAGUACUGAAUUACAUUUUAGUUAUUGUUUUCAAGACAACAGAAAAUAAAAAUUUAUUCUUGUAUUGACAUUUUUCUUCAAUAACUUAAAAGUGAGCAGCAUAUUAAUGGCUGAUUUUAAUCUUGAUUAUCAAGUAGACACAAAACUCAGUGUAAGACAUUUCAAUUUUUUUCUUAAAGUAAUUUCAAGCCUUUUUCCUUAGGAAAGAGAAAAAGGCUAACUUUGGCCUCUGGUCACCUAUAGUCUUCACAUACUCUCAAAGAAUUUCAUUUCCAAGUAUGAAAUAUUUUAAUUAAAAUAUCACUGUAAUAAACAACUGAGAACUGCUGAUGCGGUACGUACUUUAUCUUGUAAACCCCUUUCAUGAAACUAUUUCCCAAAAUGCUCAGAAUUUAAGUCCUUUCUCUUUGUGGCAUAUAAUUUGUUAAAUCCAUGUAUGAGGGUUUAAUUGUAUAUAAUCAAAUUAUUUAAAACAAAACUAGUACAUGAAUUUGAUUCUAAAAUUUGUUACCAAAGGAUAUUCAGUAAAAAGUGGGUUUCCUUCCCCUUCACACCGAUCCAGUCCCUUACAUGACCAGUGACAGGAGUGUAUUCCUCCAGAGGUAUUCUAUGCACAUGGAAGGGUAUGUGUCUGUAUCUCCUUUUAAAAACACAAAUGGUAGCAUAUGAUAUGUGCUCGUUUGCACCUUGCUUUUUUUGCUUAAUAUAUCUAGUUUAUAACUUAUAUAAAAAAAGUAUAUAAAAUCUUUAAUGGCCUAAUAAGCAAAUUUUGCAUUUGCCCUUAAAUAUCUACUGAUUUAUUUUUAUAAUUUUUGUGUCCAUACUAUUUGCAAGCAGUAUGUGUCAAUAGUCUAUUAAUUAAUAAAUAAAAAGCCAAUUUGGAUAGAAUCACUUUUUUACAGUGCUGGUUUUUUACUAAAAAUAUUUUUAAGUCCUUCAAAAAUUUGUAAGUGCAUCUUACAGAUCUGAAGAUCUUAGAAUUAUGCUACACUCAUUAACUUGUUUGAGUAUCAAUGUUCCUCAUACUCUACCGUUAAGAGCAUGACUGCUAAGGCUCCAACUUCUGUUACUUGCUCCUGACAAGAGUGAACAGACCUGAAAACCUUGAAAGAUUUUUCUGGCUGCUCGUAAUAAAAUGGCCACAUAAACAGGCCCAAAAAAGGCACAGAAGAUGUAGAACAGGCAUUCUUACACUCUACAGAAGAGUACGUAACACUGCAUUCCUGAUGCAGAGAGUGCUAAAUCAGCUCUAGAUUGUCUUAGCAUGUAUGUUUGUCAUUUUAAUACAUGAAUAGUUCAUUCAUAUAAAAGAUCAGUGAGUUCAGGGGAUGGUUAAUAGAUUUUUUUUUUUUUUAACUUUAGAAGUCUACUUUUCCCCUCUAAUUCAAUGUGGAGCCAGUAGCAUUGUUCAGAAUGUUUUUCCUACAUUCUAGGAGGUGAGAAGACUCUUCCAGCUUAGUCCUGAGUAAUCACGAGAGAUGAAGAGUCAGGAGGGUCUGCCUUAUCACAGACUGUGUGCUUCUAAAACUGAGGAAUAAAAAAAAUGUGUUAUGCAAAUG